AUGACCGACGCAAAAUAUUUUACAACAACAAAGAAAGGUGAAAUAUUUGAAUUAAAGAAUGAACUAAAUUCUGACAAGAAAGAGAAGAAACGGGAAGCCGUCAAAAAAGUUAUUGCAAGUAUGACUGUUGGGAAAGAUGUUAGUGCUCUUUUCCCUGAUGUUGUUAAUUGUAUGCAGACAGAUAAUGUUGAAUUAAAGAAAUUAGUUUACCUUUAUUUAAUGAAUUAUGCAAAAAGUCAACCAGAAUUGGCUAUUAUGGCUGUAAAUACUUUUGUUAAGGAUUGUGAAGAUCCUAAUCCAUUAAUUAGAGCAUUAGCUGUUCGAACUAUGGGAUGUAUUCGAGUUGACAAAAUUACUGAAUAUUUGUGUGAACCACUCAGAAAAUGUAUGAAAGAUGAAGACCCUUAUGUGAGAAAAACUGCAGCAAUUUGUGUUGCUAAAUUACAUGAUAUUAACGCACAAAUGGUUGUUGAUCAAGGUUUUGUUGAAAUGCUGACUGAUUUGUUGAGUGAUGCUAAUCCUAUGGUUGUUGCAAAUGCUGUUGCUGCUAUAACAGAAAUAAAUGAGUCUCAUACUCUUAUUGAGAUAAAUGCCCAAACUGUUAAUAAAUUACUAACUGCUUUGAACGAAUGUACCGAAUGGGGUCAAGUAUUUAUUUUAGACGCUCUUGCAAAUUAUCAGCCAAAGGAUGAACGGGAAGCACAAAAUAUUUGUGAAAGAAUAAGUCCAAGACUUGCUCAUGCGAAUGCAGCUGUUGUACUUUCUACUGUUAAAGUUUUGAUGAAAUUGUUGAAUAUGCUCUCCGAAAAUUCUGAUUUUUCUACUCAAUUGAUUAAAAAAUUAGCACCACCAAUGGUUACUUUGUUGUCUGCGGAACCAGAAAUUCAAUAUGUUGCGCUUAGAAAUAUUAAUUUAAUUGUUCAAAAAAGACCGGACAUUUUAAAACAAGAAAUGAAAGUUUUUUUCGUUAAAUACAAUGAUCCAAUUUAUGUAAAAAUGGAGAAAUUAGAUAUAAUGAUUCGUUUAUCCCAGCAAAGUAAUAUUGCACAAGUACUUUCUGAGUUAAAAGAAUAUGCAGCUGAAGUAGAUGUUGAUUUUGUUCGAAAAGCUGUUAGAGCAAUUGGUCGUUGUGCAAUUAAAGUAGAACAAAGUGCUGAAAGAUGUGUAAAUACUCUUUUAGAAUUAAUUCAAACAAAAGUUAAUUAUGUAGUACAGGAAGCUGUUGUUGUUAUAAAAGAUAUUUUUCGAAAAUACCCAAAUCGUUAUGAAGGCAUAAUUUCAACACUUUGUGAAAAUUUGGAUACACUUGAUGAACCUGAAGCUAGAGCUUCUAUGAUAUGGAUUGUUGGUGAAUAUGCUGAACGUAUUGAUAAUGCUGAUGAAUUAUUAGAGUCUUUUGUUGAUGGUUUUCAUGAUGAAAAUACCCAAGUUCAAUUACAAUUACUAACUGCUGUUGUUAAAUUAUUUCUGAAAAGACCAAACGAUACACAGCAAUUGGUACAAAAAGUCUUGACUUUGGCUACACAGGAUAGUGACAAUCCUGAUUUACGUGAUCGUGGAUACAUUUAUUGGCGUUUAUUGAGUGCUGACCCUCAAGCAGCAAAGGAAGUAGUUUUGGCUGAAAAACCAUUAAUUUCUGAAGAGACUGAUUUACUUGAACCUUCGCUUUUGAAUCAAUUGGUUUGUCAUAUUGGUUCUCUUGCUUCUGUCUAUCAUCGACCUCCGUCCUCAUUCAUCGAUCCAAUUCGGCAUCCUGUAAAGACGGCGUCAUUACCUGGAAGCAAUCAACAAGAACAACAAAUUGUUUCGCCUGCUGAAAAUGUUCAAAAACAACCAACUGUAAUUCAACCACCACAAGAUUCAAUUAUUGCUGAUCUUCUUUCAUUAGAUUUAUCUGUUCCUUCUGCACCUGCUCCAGCAACACAACAACCUUCAACAUCUGCUUUGAUCAGUGACAUUUUUGGUUCGCCACAACCCGUUGCUCCUCCAACUGUGCAACCAGCGUUGGCUAGUAUUUUUGAUACACCUCCACCACCACCACCUGCUGCGGCACCAACAUCUACAUCUAUUUUUGAUACUACUUCUCCAUCAAUAUUUGCACCUCCGGCUGCGCCAACAUCAUCUCCUUUAGAUCUUCUUGGUAGUGGAACUGGAGCCACAAUUCCAACUCAACCACCACAACAGUUAUCGUCUGCUGAUAUUUUUGGUUUAAGUUUUGGUGGAAGUAGUGCUGGAGAUUUAACUUCUUUAAUGGGUGUUGGAACAACACAAUCAUCAAAUAUUUGGUUAGAUGCUUCUAAAAGUAAAGGACUUCAAUUGGAGGGCCGAUGGUUACGCCGUAAUGGGCAAAUUGUUGCUGAAAUGAAUUUAACAAAUCGAGCACUUCAACCAUUAGACGGAUUUGCUAUUCAAUUUAAUUCUAAUUCUUUUGGUCUUAUUCCUUCUUCGCAAUUUAAUCCUGGAACUAUAUUUCCAAAUCAAACAAUUUCAACAACACUUAAUUGUUCAACUAAUGGACCUGUCCAAAAAAUGGAACCAUUAAGCAAUCUUCAAGUUGCAAUAAAAAAUAAUAUUGAUGUCUUCUAUUUUGCUGUUGUUCUUCCAUUAAAUGUUUAUUUUGAUGAAAGUGGACAAAUGGACAAAAGAGAUUUUCUUCAAUUAUGGAAAGAUAUUCCUGAACAAAAUGAAAUUCAAUUUACAAUUCAAAACACAAAAGGACUUAGUGCUGAUGAUAUUUGCUCUGUUUUACAGCAAAAUAAUGUUUUUACUGUAGCUAGACGAACUGUUGAUGGACAAGAAUUAUUAUAUCAUUCAAUUAAAUAUACUAAUCAAGUAUUUAUUUUAUCGGAAUUGAAAAUGCAACGACAAAAUGCAACAUUGACUUUAUCUCUAAAAUCACGUCAUCUUAGUGCAAUUGCCAAUUUAAGUGAACAUUAUCAACUAUUAUUGGACUCGGCUAUGCCAGCUAAACUUAUGUAG
This is a messenger RNA of Meloidogyne enterolobii, 2979 nucleotides long. NCBI's taxonomy places the organism in Eukaryota, Metazoa, Nematoda, Chromadorea, Rhabditida, Meloidogynidae. The record is from the annotation of a GenBank genome assembly.